Sclerotinia trifoliorum is the source of this 2664-nucleotide messenger RNA. The record is from the annotation of a GenBank genome assembly. Lineage: Eukaryota; Fungi; Ascomycota; Leotiomycetes; Helotiales; Sclerotiniaceae.
GAUUUCGGAAUACAUCCAGGUACAUACCUACUUACCUAUUACUUCAAAGUAUUUUAAAAUCCAGGUCGUUCAUGACAGUCAAGAAUUCGAAAUUUCGCGGAGGAGGGUUUCCAUGGAUUUAACGGCAUAAUUCUCUACUUCACUUAGAUCCGGAACAAAUCUAGCCGCGGGCACCUGGUCUUGUUAUUGUACAGAACUUAUUACGAGCUUCAUUUCCUUAUUCCUUGGAAACAGAAGAAAUCACCAAGAUACUUUCAAUCGAAGGUGUGUCUCGCGAUGGAACAGUGAUAUUGAAAAUCCUCCCAGUUCUCUUAAAUUACCCUCACUUCCUCAACCUGUCUCAUCCUUUAAUUUGAUUCGCUCACCAUCCUCUUCGACAUAUCCCCGAGAUUCCCGACGAUCUUUAGUUUGACGAAAGUAUGCCAGAAAAACAAUUCACGACUCUAACAUAUGCCGCGGGCGCCUCUCUUGCUGCAAUUACACUUGUCUAUGUAUUUGCGCCGACCUUCCUGAUGGACGAACAGAACUCAUCGUCCAACACGAGGAAGAAAGGAGUGGUGGGCUUGAUCAAUACUGCCAAUGAUUGUUUUAUAAAUUCAGUACUCCAGGCCCUCGCUGGCCUAGGCGACCUACGCAUAUAUCUCAUUAGGGAGACACAUAGAAGGGCAUUGGAUAACUCGGAGGUAUAUAGUCAGAUUGUGGAAGACCCGGCGCGGCAGGGCUUGCCAGCAUGGAAGGUAGAAGGUCUACAAAAGGGCUUAGUCACCACGGGUCUGAAAGAGAUCUUGGAUGCAUUGAACGAAAGACCCCUGAAUAAAAAGACCAUAUCCGCUGCGCCAUUUGUAUCUGCGUUAGAAGCUGCCUUUAAGCAGAGGAUUAGCCGGCAACAACAGGACGCGCAAGAGUUUCUCCAAGUAGUGGCCGAAAGGUUAAGCGAUGAGUACCAUGCAGGUCACAGGGCAAGGAACCACGCAAGGAAGUUAGAGGCUGCUGCUGCUGCAUCUGCAGAGUUACACACUUUAGAUGAAAGAGUUGUGAACGAAAAGUUGACCCAGCUUACUCUGGAUAAUAGCGCGACACCUGGCACAGAUUCUCCUGCGGCGAAAGCGUCAUCAGCUUCUUCUCAUAACUCAGAAAAGGCAAGCUCAACAUCCUCUAGGUCGCCCCAACAAGGUGGAGAACCCACUAACGACUUUGAUAACGAGGAUGGCUUCCCAUUUGAAGGUGGUUCUGAAUCACAAAUCGAAUGUUUAACCUGUGGUUUUAAACCAAAGCCUACUCAGACAACAUUCUGUUCUCUGACGUUAUCAGUGCCUCAGGUUACUUCUACCACUUUAAAUGCAUGCUUUGACGGAAUGUUUAAAACAGAAUAUAUUGAGGAUUUUAAGUGCGAGAAGUGUAGAUUAGUACAUGCCUUGGAGACCUUUGAACAAGAAUAUUCUCGCUCAAAUUCGGAGAAAUUCAAGAAAAAGACACAAAAGUCGAUAGACAAGCUGAAGGCUGCUAUAGAAACAAAUCCCGAAGAGGAGCUUCUCGAUGUUGAACUCCCAGAUUCAAAAUUCGCGCCCAAGCGAAAAAUCGCUAAGCAUGUCCGUAUUACCAAAUUCCCAAAGGUUAUGGCAAUUCAUCUCUCAAGAUCAAUUUUUGAGUCUAGGACAACCAUGAAGAAUUCCGCGAAGGUAGCAUUUCCUGAACAGUUACCCCUUGGAGGCUUACUGGAACGACGGAAGUACAAGCUUCUUAGUCUAGUAUGCCACAAGGGAAGUCAUCAUAGUGGACAUUAUGAAUCUUUCCGAAGGCAAAACCUUGUUGCUCCAUUUUCAACCCCGAAUACCUUUCAGCCAUCAAUCGCAUAUGCCAAAUCUUUAACUUCUACCCCUUCAGUACUUUCGACGCCCAGAACAAACGCUACUCCAGGGGAUGAUGGUGACAAUACCACACUCUCAUCGACCCCCGAGUUAUUAUCACCAACGACGGCAUCUACCACAUCUUUGCCAGUCAUCAAUGGGCGCGGUUCGAUAGACUCUUCACUGAAUAACAAACGCCUCUCUAGCAUAAAUCCAACGUCGGCUAGUUCGGUUGCAUCGUCGUCCAAAACUGCAGGUCCUACAUCUGCACCCCGUGACUCUGAUACUGGUAGCAUCCGGUCUCUAGGACGUUCGGCUCGGAAAACUCUAUCGAAAGUAUCCAGUACAAUCAGUCGAUCGUCUCCUACAUCAUCAUCCCCCAACCCAUAUCCAUCCAAUCAAGAAAGUAGUCGGACGUUUGGGACGGAAACAGUUCGUGCUAAGCGAAAGAAGAAGACAGUUGAAAGGUGGUGGAGAAUUAGCGACGAAAAAAUAAAAGAGAGUAAGACUAGUGAAGUCCUGGACAUGCAGAAAGAGGUUUAUAUGUUAUUUUACGAGCUAGAAAGGGGAGAGGAAGAUUCAUAAAAGCAUUUUCGGCAUCGUUUGCAUGAAAAUUAGGGUUUGCUUGUACUUUGUAUAUUGAAUAUUGAACUUGUACAUGAUACCGGGGUUUGGUUUGAAUUGAUAGACGGACAUCAAUCUAGAGAGAAGAUAUUGAAAGGGACGGGGAAGUCUUAUACACCCUAGGUUAAUCUGAUGGUUCAAAUAUUAACAAUAUUUGACUUUAUUAUGGAUGACUACUAGAUAUAUAUGUAGG